Labrus mixtus (cuckoo wrasse) is the source of this 4116-nucleotide messenger RNA. It is a transcript of the gene snx7, whose product is annotated as sorting nexin 7. The record is from RefSeq and is a predicted model, not a curated record. The transcript is spliced from 9 exons. Gene Ontology annotation, molecular function: phosphatidylinositol binding. The coding region runs from base 100 to 1380 and encodes 426 amino acids. NCBI's taxonomy places the organism in Eukaryota, Metazoa, Chordata, Actinopteri, Labriformes, Labridae.
UGUCGCUCUUGGCACCUUCCUGGUGCUCAGAAGUUGUGGUGGAAGUUAACUUCAGGUCUGUCUCAUGAACUUAGUCCAUUUAAAAAGUGUGACAUAGAGAUGAGUGGACAGACGGUCCCCGCGGACUUCUCGGGACACAUGUUGGACCUGGACGAGGACGAAGACCUGGAGGUCUUCAGCAAGAAUACUUCCCUGGCAGAUGGAGGUCCCAUGCCCAACUCUCCCAGUUCCAUGGUCAACCAGUACAGACUGGAGGAGGAUGAGGAGGAGGAGCAGCAGCAGCAGCAGCAGCAGGAUGCUCACACCAAAGACAUCUUCAUCACAGUUGAUAACCCCGAGAGCCAUGUCACUGCCAUCGAAACCUUCAUCAUGUACAGAGUCUUGACCAAGACCACAUGCAGCGAGUUUGACUCCAGCGAGUAUGAGGUACGCCGGCGCUACCAGGACUUCCUGUGGCUCCGAAGCAGACUGGAAGAAAACCACCCGACACUCAUCGUCCACCCACUGCCCGAGAAGUUUGUGAUGAAAGGCAUGGUGGAGCGCUUCAACGAUGACUUCAUCGAGACCAGGAGGAAAGCUCUGCAUCGCUUCCUCAACAAGAUCUCGGAGCAUCCCAUACUCUCCUACAGCCCACACUUCAAAGUCUUCCUCACAGCACAGGAGUUGUCGUCUCACAGGAAGCAGGGUCCAGGUUUUCUAAGCAGGAUGGGGGAGACGGUGAAGGCGAUGGCCAACUCGGUACGAGGCCUGAGGAGUCGACCGGAGGAGUUCACUGUGAUGCAGGAAUAUGUCGAGGACUUCAGUAACAAGAUCUGCUCCGUGGACAAAGUCACGCAGAGGAUCAUCAAAGAACAGAGAGAGUAUCUGGAUGAACUUAAACAGUACACCCCCACCUACACCCAAUGGGCGGAGUCGGAGGAGGAGCUAGCAGAUCAACUGAAGGGCGUGGCCAGCUGUGCGGAGCGUUGUAGUAAGGAAACAGAAGAGCACAUCCACCAUAUGUCUGAGGUCCUUGUUCCUGCCCUGCACGAGUACGUUCUCUGUUCUGAGACGGUGAAGGCUGUGAUGAGACGGAGAGACAACAUCCAGGCGGACUAUGAAGCCAAGAACGAAGCCCUCGCAUCCAGAAAAGUCGACCAAGAAGCACUACAGGAGGAGGUGGACGGUCUGGCAGACCGGGUGGAACAGGCCAACAACGCCUUGAAGGGAGACUGGUCCCGCUGGCAGGACAACAUGAGAACCGACCUCAGGUCCGCAUUUGUAUGCACUGCUGAGAAGAACGUGGAGUACUACGAGAAGUGCCUGGCUGUGUGGGAGUCGUUCCUGCUUUCUCAGAAUCCAGAGGGAAGGGAGCAGGGAGACGUUGAGGAUGCCUCUUAAAGCUCGGAGAUGAUCGCAAAUUGAAGAUCGCCUCCUGGACAUGCAGUUCUCCCUCUAUUGUCUUUCCAUCACAGCAAAAAUAUAGACUUUCACCAGAUGCAAACAUGCAUCAUAUGAAAAACAACACACUUUGUCUAUGCAUAUUUUUUAUUGUCUCUUCAUUGUUGAUCCGGCCAAAGAAGUAAGUAACAUUCCAGUGAUCACUAAAACCAACCCUGUGAUCCAAAUGUCCACAUAUCAGAGUUGAAAGGUCUCUGUGUACAUUGCCAAAAACGAAGAAAAAAAUAACUCCUGGCUUUGUUAGUGACACUGCAGUUUAAACUUAACAGAAUUCAAAACGUAUUAUGGAUGUGGAUGGCACUCGUAAACCUCAGUGUCAGCAUGUUAUAAACUCAAUAAUAAUAAAGUUCCUACAACUACCAAGAAAGUUUGCUGCAUUUCAAAUUGUUGCAGACUUAGCUACAUUACAAAGACAACAAAUCUAAAGGUACUUGAUAACUUUCCAUUCAGUGAGGCAGCUGAGGAAGCCAAUUUAAAUGACAGAAAUUACAAUUUGUCACUGUGUUUGAGGAUUAGUCUUUCUGAUUUGGUUUUAACUAGGCUGAACUAAUUAUCCACAAACGCAGGCUUGAGGUUGGACACAGCUUCUCCGGCAGCUUGCUGGAUCAGAUACAAUGGCUCUGAAACAUUUGACUGAUACUGACAUAACUUUUUUAACAAACAUUCACCAACAAAUAUAAAAGCAUUUCAACCAUAACCACUGUUUUUUUUUAUUUUAAACACAUUACUUUCAUCAUGCUCAGGUAUUGCAGUAGAGUGUGAAAGUCAUUCUUGUUCUUGGUGAAUAAUAGUUUGAUGAACAAUCCCUCUUCCCUCUUGGUUCAGGUACUGGCUUUUUCUACUUUAGAGAUCUGAUUGAAAGUUCUGAAAAACACUUAUUGAAAGUAGCUAGUCGACAUGAGUGAAGAUCUUUUUUUGCAAAAACUUAUUUUCCUACUUUUCCCGACAGUGACUUUAAAGGCUUUAUAUGCAAUUUUUCACACUUAAUAAUAGAAAUCAAGUAUAUCCUCUGAAAAUAAUUCUGUGAGUCAUGACUGUCUACAAUGGGUGUAACACCCGAGUCCCACUGUCUGUGAUGUUUUCCGAGUUUUUCCGGCCGGCUGGCUCAUCCCCUCGCGAAUAAAAGUUGUUUAAUCGAGGGGCUAGAGAAAAGAAGAAUAACACACUGUACUCACUGCUUAACUGUGUUUCUAGAUCACGCUCAUUUUGGGUAAAUUAACAUGCAGUGUGAAGAUACGAGCAUAAUAAAUAUCGCUAGCAUUAGCAUGCUAACACAAUAAUGCACCGCAAGUGGUUUUGGUUUCAUGCUGGUGCUCAAGGGGCGACAUCUGCUGGAUGAAAAAAAUUGCAUAUAAAGCCAUAAAAGCUAUUAUGCUACUGUAAACGGCCUAAAGUAUUUUUUAGUAUAAAGCAUGGCCAAAGUCACAGAUAUCUGGAUUAGGGAUGUGUAUGACUACCCGAUGAAACGAUCAAAACAUUGCAAUCCUUGUUAGUCAGCACCACAAUUACUAGUGAGUUGAACAGAUUAUUACAUUUUUUAUACAUGAGCCCUCAGUUCGUGAUUUCUUACCUUUGGACUAUUCAGUUAGAGGGAAUUUACUAUUUGGAAAUCAGUCGCGAGAAACAUCCUUACUCUCGAUACAAGAUACCAGCCUGAUAUACGGAAUGGGAUAUAGUCCCAAGUGUGUGAGAAAAAAAACAACAGCAAACAGCAUAGUAACAACUUCACAGAAAUCCCAGCUUUGCAGGUUUUCAUUGCCCUCAUUUUUUGACGCUGUUUUUGACAUGUUCCUUGACCAUUGUCGAAUCAACACGGACAAUGGAAGAGGAGUACAUUUCAUUUACAGCUGGCUCAGAGUUUAUACCAACUUCACGUUUCCUGUGGCUAUGACAUCACCCACUGCAAUACGGUUACAGAUUCACUGUUAUUCAGAAAACCCAGAUGGCAUUCAGGUGCAUUUGAUUGUAAACUUGUGUUAAGGGCUUGAUAUGGCCUAAACACAGAAACUUCAUAUAUUUCCUGUUUGUGCAUUCUGACACUAUUACAGACACAGGCAGACAAUUUAGAUUCCGACCCUCGGACUGUGUGAUAUAAGUGGAGGAAGUCACAGCAAGACUUUUUGAUAGCUCUGCCUGACUGAGCUUUAUGAUUGUGUAAUCUUUUCUUAACAAUGAAACCAUCAAACAGUCGGUUGAUGUGCCAGCUUUUGACUGAAAACAUUUUCAGGUCUUGUCUGUUUUUUUUUUUUUUCACUGACGAGGGCAGAUUAAAGCAGCGACCGUACACCAACCAAAACAUAAAUGUUAACAUUUCACUACAACAUAGCUCAAGAAAUGCCUUUAAUGACAGUGAGAAGAAGUCUGCAUCUAAUAGAAUGAAUAACACACAACACUAUUGAUCUCAUGUCAAACAUUGUGCAGAAAGGCUUUAAAUGCUUUAUGAAACUCUCUUAAAAAAUGUUUUUUGUUUUUUUUUGCUUUUGCCAAUUGAGAUUUCAUGUUUACAUCUACAAUGUCUUUGUAACAGAAUUCUUAAAUCCUUUAUACUGAUGUAACCUUUUUUUUCUCAUUGUUGCUUUUAUCACCAUUAAUUAUGUAAAAAAACAAAAAAACACUUCUGAAUAAAACUGAUUCUGAGUUGUGAUGUGAAAAUAAAGAAGUAUCUCACACUCUAAA